GUUGGUAGAAUCGGCGGAGGCGGUGGUGCUGCUGCUGCUGCUACUAAUGUUGUUGUGGAUGCUGGUUUUCGCGGUGGUAGAGGAGUUGAUGAUGAUGCUAGAGGCGCUGAAGGUACUGAUAAUAGUCGUGUUGGUGGAUUUGGUUGUGGUAAUGUUGGUGGUGCUGGUGGUUGUGGUUGUGGCAGUCUUGGUCGUUGUCGUGUCUUUUUUGGUGCUGCUAGGGAUACUGGUUGGGAUGCUGUUGGAACUCGUGGUAAAGCUGGCCGGGGACUUGGUGGUCGUCGAGUUGUUGGUGGUGGUGGUGCUAGUGGUGCUGGUAGUGCUGUUGGGCUCUUGAUCCUGUUGCUGCAAGUGGUGUUGAUGGCGACGGUGUGGCAAUUCGGUGGCACUGGUAGUGUUGAUGUGUGUGUGGAGGGUGGUGCCAGUGGUGGCGAUGGUGGCGGUGAUGGUGGUCAAUGA
Molecule: messenger RNA, 459 nt
Organism: Protopolystoma xenopodis
Lineage: Eukaryota; Metazoa; Platyhelminthes; Monogenea; Polystomatidea; Polystomatidae
Source: the annotation of a GenBank genome assembly